Molecule: messenger RNA, 789 nt
Organism: Phalacrocorax carbo (great cormorant)
Lineage: Eukaryota; Metazoa; Chordata; Aves; Suliformes; Phalacrocoracidae
Source: RefSeq, a predicted model, not a curated record
CAUUAUUUAAGGCGGCUGCGAGGCCGGCAGGCAGCUGCGAGCUGGGCGGCGCAGUGCCACGCUCACAGCCGGCCAGACCCCUGGGCCCCCAAUUCACGCGUGUGGCUGUGUCCCCCCCUGCACCCCCCCACCAUGGUCGAUGCCUUUGUGGGCACCUGGAAGCUCGUGGAUACGGCCAAUUUCGAUGAGUACAUGAAAGCGUUGGGCGUGGGCUUUGCCACGCGGCAGAUGGCCAGCCUCACCAAACCCACCACCAUCAUUGAGGUGGAGGGCGACAAGAUCACGGUGAAGACCCAAAGCACCUUCAAGAGCACGGAGAUCAGCUUCAAGCUGGGCGAGGAGUUUGACGAGACCACGGCGGACGACAGGCACGUCAAGUCCGUGGUCACUCUGGAUGGAGGCAAACUCGUCCACGUGCAGAAGUGGGAAGGGAAGGAGACAUCGCUGGUCCGGGAGCUGAAGGAUGGGAAAUUAGUUCUGACCCUCACCAUGGGCAACGUCGUCUCUACCCGCACCUACGAGAAGGCAACAUAGACGCCGUCCCCAGCUCCCCCGCCUGUCACCUGGUGCCGCAUCGCCCCCCACAUCGCCUCCAUCCUCACCCCGCGCCGAGCACGGCUCGCUGCAGCCUCGGAGCCUGCUGCACGCGCCGGGGCUGCCUGCUGCCCCCAUCCCCAUCGCCUCGAGGGGCUGCCAGGGGCUUGGGUGGUGGUUUCAUGGUUUGGGGUAUUUUUUUUAUUAAUAAUGGGAAAUCCCAUGUGGAAAACUAAUAAAGGCCAUGUUGUUACA